Messenger RNA from Eptesicus fuscus (big brown bat), 2976 nucleotides. RefSeq names its product nucleolar protein 4 like (gene NOL4L). Bases 47 to 2089 code for a protein of 680 amino acids. NCBI's taxonomy places the organism in Eukaryota, Metazoa, Chordata, Mammalia, Chiroptera, Vespertilionidae. The transcript is spliced from 13 exons. The record is from RefSeq and is a predicted model, not a curated record.
GCCAGGCGGCCGGCCCGCCCCCGAGGGCGCCGGGCGCGGCGAGAGGAUGCCGAAGCCGACGCUACUGCUGCGCGGGGGCUGGGAGCGCGAGCGCAGUCCCGGGGACUCAGAGCUGGGCCGCCAGUUCCGGGACUGGUGCCUGCGCACCUACGGCGACUCGGCCAAAACCAAGACGGUGACACGCAGCAAAUACCAGCGGAUCACCGAGGUCCUGCAGGGCGGCGGCGGGACCGGCGCGGGCAGUGGCCCGGCGGCCGGCGAGAAAGGCAAGUUCCAGUUCUGGGUGCGCUCCAAGGGCUUCCGCCUGGGCAGCGGCCGGGAACCCAAGAUGGGCCAAGUGGUGUAUGUGCCGGUCAAGACGGGCUCGGGGGCAGAUGGCCUGUCGGAGCCGGAGGGCAUCUCUCUGAAGCGGGUCGCUGUGGUGGAAGAUUUCUUUGACAUCAUCUACUCGAUGCAUGUGGAGAGCUCAGCGGAGCCAGGCAAAGCCCCCAAGCACGCUGGGCAGAAGAAAACCUACCGAGCGAUUGCGGAGACGUACGCCUUCCUUCCACGAGAGGCUGUGACCCGGUUCCUGAUGAGCUGCACAGAGUGUCAGAAGAGGAUGCACUUUAAUUCCAACGGCCUGGAGCCCAAAGAAAACGAGCCUCCCUCUCCUCUGGUCUCUGGGAUUAUUGAUUACAACAUGCCCCUCACCUCCACAUACCUGAAGCAGAUGAAGUUGCGCGUGAUGAAUUCCCAGGAGCAGGAUGAAACUUCUGUGAGCAGUGAAGAUUUUGAUAUGAACGACUCCACAUGGAUGUCAGCUGACCCACACCUGGCCUCCAGCCUGAGUCCCAGCCAGGACGAGAGGAUGCGGAGCCCACAGAACCUCCACAGCCAAGAGGACGACGACUCCUCCUCUGAGAGUGGCAGCGGCAAUGGCUCCUCCACCUUGAACCCAUCCACUUCGAGCAGCACGCAGGGCGACCCUGCCUUCCCCGAGAUGAAUGGCAACGGCGCUGUGGCCCCCAUGGACUUCACGGCCACAGCCGAGGACCAACCCAUCAACCUGUGUGAUAAGCUCCCGCCAGGCACGUCCCUCGGCACGCCCUCCUACCCCUCGGACAGCUGCGGCACAGAUGGACUGCGGAGCCGUGUCAAGUACGGGGUGAAGACCACCCCUGAGUCGCCCCCCUACAGCUCAGGGAGCUACGACUCCAUCAAGACUGAGGUCAGCGGCUGCCCUGAGGACCUGACUGUGGGCCGGGCUCCCCCAGCAGACGACGACGACGACGACCACGACGACCACGAGGACAAUGACAAGAUGAACGACUCCGAGGGCAUGGACCCCGAGCGCCUCAAGGCCUUCAACAUGUUUGUGCGCCUCUUUGUGGACGAGAACCUGGACCGCAUGGUGCCCAUCUCCAAGCAGCCCAAGGAGAAGAUCCAGGCCAUCAUCGAAUCCUGCAGCCGGCAGUUCCCCGAGUUCCAGGAGCGGGCCCGCAAGCGCAUCCGCACGUACCUCAAGUCCUGCCGGCGCAUGAAGAAGAACGGCAUGGAGAUGACCAGACCCACACCUCCCCACCUGACCUCGGCCAUGGCCGAAAACAUCCUGGCAGCUGCCUGUGAGAGCGAGACGAGGAAAGCAGCCAAAAGGAUGCGCCUGGAGAUCUACCAGUCCUCGCAGGACGAGCCCAUAGCCCUGGACAAGCAGCACUCCCGGGACUCUGCAGCCAUCACCCACUCCACCUACUCACUGCCAGCCUCCUCCUACUCCCAGGACCCCGUGUAUGUCAAUGGCGGCCUCAACUACAGUUACCGCGGUUACGGGGCCUUGGGCAGCAACCUGCAGCCCCCUGCCUCCCUGCAAACAGGAAAUCACAGUAAUGGGCCCACGGACCUCAGCAUGAAAGGCGGGGCCUCCACCACCUCCACCACGCCCACCCCCACGCCCUCCAGCAACAGCACCAGCAGGACCAUGCCCACCGCCCAGCUCAGCCCCACGGAGAUCAGUGCUGUGCGGCAGCUCAUCGCCGGCUACCGAGAGUCUGCCGCCUUCCUGCUGCGCUCGGCGGACGAACUGGAAAACCUCAUUUUACAGCAGAACUGACCGGGUGGCACCUGGAGUGCACUACCCUCGGGAAUGAGGCUGUCCCGCCCGACCCAGCUUCCUGCCUCACCAGUUGGUACAUUUUGUUUUUUGAAAGAGGUGGGAUCUGAGAGCUGUUUCUAGCCACACUCCAAGCACCUGAGACUUUGGGCACAAGGACACUUUUUUUUUGGAAUCUCACCACACAGGUGCUCUGACCUGCUUGGAAGAGGCCGAUGGGGCAGCUUUGGAAGGGCUGGGCUCCCCGACAGGGCGCUGGGGUCGCAGCUCUAGUUAGAUCAUCUUCGUGGACCCUGAUGUUAGAAUCCCACUCCCAGAUAAUUACCUUUCAAGUCUUAGAGGCAGUACCCACGCCAGGCAUGAACGGUUUGCUUUUCUUAACAGCCAGGAGUGAGGAGGACUGGGGAAGGGGCUCCUGCCGCCACACGGGAUUAGACCUAAAGAUCACAUAAGCUACAGUUUGAAGUCGUGUUUUUCUGAGUUUAGGCUGCCCUAACUGAUCACCUUCAGCCGACCUAAUGCUGCGAUAUGCACCUAUGCAACUUAACGUGGCUCUUCUAAGCAGGUGAGAACUUCCUCUUCAAUGCUCUAUAAAAAUUCUUUGUGUUCUAUAUAGUGAGUUUUUCCAGUAAAUGUGGCUCAAUAUUUUAAUUCUUAGACUGUGUCUUCUCUAUGUGAUGCAACUAAAUUCUGUUUUGUUUGUGGAAUGACUAGCACAGGCCAACUCCCUCUCCCCUCACUUAACAAAAGACCAAUGAGCUGUUAAUCGAGCUGUUUCUCCAUGGUAUUACUUGCUAAAUGCACUGAUUUCAUAAGUAUGUGGAAUCCUUUUUCUUUUGAAUCUGUAUAUCAUAUAUAAGACUGAAUCUACUUAAUAAACACUGAAU